Messenger RNA from Pogoniulus pusillus (Red-fronted tinkerbird), 3923 nucleotides. It is a transcript of the gene XRN2, whose product is annotated as 5'-3' exoribonuclease 2. Gene Ontology annotation, molecular function: 5'-3' RNA exonuclease activity; nucleic acid binding. Bases 65 to 2914 code for a protein of 949 amino acids. Lineage: Eukaryota; Metazoa; Chordata; Aves; Piciformes; Lybiidae. The record is from RefSeq and is a predicted model, not a curated record. Gene Ontology annotation, cellular component: nucleus. The transcript is spliced from 30 exons. Gene Ontology annotation, biological process: nucleobase-containing compound metabolic process.
CUGCCGCCGCUCCUCCUGAGAGCUGCGGCUCGGCCCCCGCGCCUGGCCGCCGCCCCGGCCCGCCAUGGGCGUCCCGGCCUUCUUCCGCUGGCUCAGCCGCAAGUACCCCUCCAUCAUCGUCAACUGUGUGGAGGAGAAGGCCAAAGAGUGCAAUGGUGUCAAGGCUCCCAUUGAUACCAGCAAACCUAACCCCAAUGAAGUGGAGUUUGAUAACCUGUACUUGGAUAUGAAUGGUAUCAUUCACCCCUGUACACAUCCAGAGGACAAGCCAGCACCCAAAAAUGAAGAUGAAAUGAUGGUUGCAAUUUUUGAGUACAUUGACAGGAUCUUCAACAUUGUACGGCCAAGACGACUUCUUUACAUGGCUAUAGAUGGAGUAGCUCCACGUGCAAAAAUGAAUCAACAGCGGUCAAGAAGAUUCAGAGCAUCCAAGGAGGGCAUGGAAGCUGCUGAAGAAAAGAAAAAAAUAAGACAAGAAAUUCUAGCAAAAGGUGGCAUUCUUCCUCCAGAAGAAGUGAAGGAGAGAUUUGACAGCAACUGCAUUACCCCAGGAACUGAGUUUAUGGACAAUCUUGCUAAGUGUCUCCGCUAUUACAUCGCUGACCGUUUGAACAGUGACCCAGGCUGGAAGAAUUUGACAGUUAUUUUGUCUGAUGCUAGUGCCCCUGGUGAAGGUGAACAUAAAAUCAUGGAUUACAUUAGAAGACAAAGAGCUCAACCAAACCAUGAUCCAAACACUCAUCACUGUCUGUGUGGGGCUGAUGCUGACCUGAUUAUGCUUGGAUUGGCUACACAUGAACCAAACUUCACAAUCAUUAGGGAAGAGUUUAAACCAAACAAACCCAGGCCGUGUGCUCUUUGCAACCAGUUGGGUCAUGAGGUUAAGGAUUGCCAAGGUUUGCCCAGAGAAAAACAAGGAAAGCACGAUCAAUUUGCUGACACUCUGCCCAUUGCCGAGCAAGAAUUCAUCUUCAUCCGAUUGUGUGUUCUGCGAGAGUAUUUGGAAAGAGAACUCACCAUGGCCAGCUUGCCUUUCACUUUUGACUUCGAAAGAAGUGUCGACGACUGGGUCUUCAUGUGCUUCUUUGUGGGAAAUGACUUUCUUCCCCAUCUGCCGUCUUUGGAGAUCAGGGAAGGAGCAAUUGAUCGCUUGGUUAACAUCUAUAAAAACGUGGUGCACAAAACUGGGGGCUACCUGACAGAAAGUGGUUUUGUCAACCUGCAGCGGGUCCAGAUGAUCAUGCUAGCUGUUGGAGAAGUUGAAGAUAGUAUUUUCAAAAAGAGAAAAGAUGAUGAUGAUAACUUUAAAAGACGACAAAAAGAGAAAAAAAAAAGAAUGAAGAGGGAUCAUCCUUCUUUUAUUCCUGGUGGACAAUUUUCCCCUCAAGCUCUGGGAAAUCGAUCUAGCCCUCAGGCAAUCAGUAACCCUAGACAAGCUGCCUUUGAGAUGAGGAUGCAUGACAGACAGAAUCCUACAACUCCAUCUCCAAACACCAGCUUCACUUCCGACGGCAGCCCAUCCCCGGCAGGAGGAAUUAAGCGGAAAGCUGAAGACAGUGACAGUGAACCUGAGCCAGAGGAUAAUAUCAGGUUAUGGGAAGCAGGUUGGAAACAGCGCUACUACAAAAACAAAUUUGAUGUUGAUGCAUCUGAUGAGAAAUUCCGUCGCAAAGUUGUGCAGUCCUAUGUGGAAGGGCUUUGCUGGGUUCUCAGAUAUUAUUAUCAGGGCUGUGCUUCCUGGAACUGGUAUUACCCUUUUCACUAUGCUCCGUUUGCCUCUGACUUUGAGGGUAUUGCAGACAUGCCUUCAGAUUUUGAGAAGGGCUCCAAACCGUUUAAGCCUCUUGAACAACUUAUGGGAGUAUUUCCAGCCGCAAGUGGAAAUUUUCUGCCACCAACGUGGAGGAAACUCAUGACAGAUCCAGAAUCAAGCAUAAUUGACUUCUACCCUGAAGACUUUGCUAUUGAUUUAAAUGGGAAGAAAUAUGCUUGGCAAGGUGUUGCCUUAUUGCCAUUUGUUGAUGAGCGGCGCCUUAGAGCUGCCCUGGAAGAAGUCUACCCUGACCUUACUCCUGAAGAAAGCAGAAGAAACAGCCUUGGUGGUGAUGUUCUCUUUGUUGGUAAACACCAUCCUCUUUGUGACUUUAUUGUAGAACAGUACAAGACCAAAAAUACAGAGCCAGUGGAUAUGCCCCCAGAGCUGUGCCAUGGAAUCCAGGGAAAGCUUACACUGAAUGACAAUGCUGUUCUUCCAGAUCAGACGGUGAUGUCUCCUGUUCCAAUGCUGCGUGAUCUAACUCAAAAUUCUGCAGUCAGUAUCUCUUUCAAAGAUCCACAGUUCGAUGAAGACUUUGUUUUCAAGGCUGUGGUGUUACCUGGUGCAAAGAAACCUACUCCAGUUCUGAAGCCAGGAGACUGGGAGAAAACCAACAAUGACGGCAGGCCGUGGAGGCCACAGCUGGGUUUUAACCGAGACAGAAAACCAGUCCAUUUGGACCAGUCAGCCUUCAGAACCUUAGGGCAUACGAUGCCAAGGGACAGAGGGAUGCCAGGAAUGUAUGCCAAUACAGUGCCCCUUGGAAGCUACGGGAGCCCAUACGCCAGGCCGCUUAUGGGUGGGCAGCAGCAGAUUCCAAAACUCCUCUCAAAUCUUAGACCCCAGGAGGCUUGGCGAGGUCCUACACCCUUGUUUCCACAGACUCCACAAAGAACUGCUGGGGCCGCUCCUCUUCUUGCCUGGAACCGCAUGAUGCAAUCCCCAAACCAGUAUCCACCAAACCAGUACCAGGGGCUAGGCGGACCCAUGGGUUACCCACAGAGACCUGAAGAUCGGAUGGACAGGGGAAGACAGGCAUACGGCCCUGGGAGGCCCUACCCUCUGCCACCUCCCUCAGGAAGAUACAGCUGGAAUUAGCUCCUCUUGGAUUUUUUUUGUUUGUUUUUUUUAAGUCUAGAAAAUAUUUGGGCUUUUUUUUUUUUCUUUUUGUUCUUUUAUUAUUUGGGGGAGAAGACAACAACAAAACAUGAAAUCCUUUAAAAAAUAAUCUCUGUAGUUUUUAAACCCUGAUACCUGUUUUAAAUGUGCACAUUUCUUACUGAUUAUUCUUUCUAGGCGGGGGUUAUGUGGCUCGGAGAAGAGCGUAUGGCAAAAUCCAAGUCAGCUAGACUCGCUGAUUUGCCCGCGAGGCAGUUGGUGAGGCAGGAGUGCUGUCUGUCUUUAAUAUGUGUGCAACCUCUGCUGAGCUCCAGACAUCCUUUCCUUCACCCAGAAGAGCCCAGGGACACUUAUGAGUUUGGAAGAACACCUCAAAACCAGGAUUGUGCCCACUCCUGGGUCCAGUCCCAGCGGACAGCCUGUGGAGCACAGCGUGUGAAGACAACGCUGUCAGUACUCCUGCUUGGAUGCUCCUCGCAUUCCUCACAGAGAGAGAGAUUAUUUUGGACUCUGAAGCAAAGCAUUUCAACUUUUCUAACUGGUGCCUGUUUUUGACUGGGUUUAUUGUAAUUGUAAGAUAAGCAGGGGCAGUGUGUUUUGUCUGUUUUGAUAUAUAAUUUAAACCAGCCGUGGAGUCCAGAGUUUCCAUUCCUUUUUAGCACUCUUUCUAGGGCUUUUUCCAUGUCAGUGUACCAAAUCACUAAAUAUUUUUAUUUGCUUUAUAAAAGUGGCUUUUGAAAUUCUGACCAGUAGCAGGUGCUUUAUUUCCCCCCAUCCCUCCUCCAAAACGCGUUGUUAUAAAUGUGUGUACGCAGAUACAAGACAUUAAUUUUGGGGGAAUUAAUCUUACAAAAAUACUUAAAAUCUUUGUUUAAUCUAAAGGGAAAAAAAAAAGACAAAAGCACUCGAGUGAAUGAGCAGUGCUGAAGCUGCUACUGGACCAACUUUUCCUUGGGCUGCCAAUAAAACCUCUUUUCCUUGUGCCGCA